AUGAAACUUCAUUUAGAAAAACAAAAAGCUAUAGAAGAGAGAAAUGAACUUAACGCACAACUUACAGCAAACCAGGAUGUUAGGAAGCAGGACGACUAUAAAAAUUUAGUUGCCAGCGUAGAAGAAAAUAAAAUGCUAACAGAAUUGGUAAAACAAGAAAACGAAUCUGCAAUAAAAUAUCUGAAUGAAGUAGAACGUACAGAACAGCAAAGAGAUGUUCGUAAUUCAGAUAACUAUAAAAUGUUAACACUUCAACAUAAAUAUAAUGAAAUAAUGGCUGAAGAAAUAAAGAAACGUACAGAUGCAGAAGCAUCUGCAGCAACAGCAGCACAGGAGUUAAUAGCGACAAGACAAGCAAGAGCAAAACCAUAUAUAAACAAUCUAACAGCUAAGAACAUAGAUUUAAUGACUAAAACAAAGGCACUCAAGAUAAUGACGGACCUUGCUGAAGAAAAUAA
Molecule: messenger RNA, 458 nt
Organism: Trichomonas vaginalis G3
Lineage: Eukaryota; Parabasalia; Trichomonadida; Trichomonadidae
Exons: 1
Source: RefSeq, a predicted model, not a curated record